Messenger RNA from Cimex lectularius (bed bug), 2071 nucleotides. Its product is annotated as dual specificity mitogen-activated protein kinase kinase 7-like. Lineage: Eukaryota; Metazoa; Arthropoda; Insecta; Hemiptera; Cimicidae. Gene Ontology annotation, biological process: protein phosphorylation. The record is from RefSeq and is a predicted model, not a curated record. Gene Ontology annotation, molecular function: protein kinase activity; ATP binding. Bases 39 to 1874 code for a protein of 611 amino acids. The transcript is spliced from 11 exons.
GGUGACUCUCGUGGAGUGAACUUUUUAUCAAUACAGUUAUGGAAAGCCCGUUCGAAGAAAGCUGCAUCCUGAAAGCUCACCAGCAGAACCAGCCGGGAAAUGAGCCGGUGGAAAAACAAAGGAGCCCUUUUAUGCUGUCAAGCCCGAGGAACGGAGCCUCCAGGAGGCCAAGCGAACUUGGCGAUAUGGGGACUCCGACUAGAAGCAGAAGGCAAUUCGACCUUCCCGGUACAAACCUAAUUCAGCCGAAAACCCCAGACAACAAUAUUAUUGAACGAAAACUUAAAGAAAUUAUGAAAUUGUCUGGAAUAUUAAGGAUAAACGGCAUUAGAUAUCAAAGUACGAUGAACGAUUUAAAAGAGAUGGGAGAACUGGGUUUCGGAACGUCAGGCCACGUAUUCAAAAUGCUCCAUGUUCCUAGCCAGGAGAUCAUCGCAGUGAAACAAAUGAGGAGGUCGGGGAAUCCUGAAGAAAACAAGAGGAUAGCAAUGGACCUCGAAGUUGUGUUAAAAUCUCACGACUGCCCUUAUAUCGUUCAGUGCCUUGGCUGUUUUAUAACAGAUGCCGAAGUAUGGAUUUGCAUGGAGCUCAUGUCUACAUGUUUUGAUAAGCUGCUCAAAAGGCUCACGGCACCCAUCCCAGAACCUAUCGUCGGAAAAGUCACACUUGCUACUGUAAGAGCGCUACACUAUCUGAAAGAAAUGCACGGUGUUAUACACCGUGAUGUCAAACCGAGCAACAUCCUUCUAGACAACAGGGGCAACGUGAAGCUAUGCGACUUCGGCAUAUCGGGACAUCUUGUCAAUUCAAAAGCCGACACAAAAAAUGCAGGAUGCACUGCUUAUCUAGCUCCGGAAAGAAUAAACCCACCUGACCCUCUACAGCCAACUUACGACAUCAGAGCAGAUGUAUGGUCAUUAGGGAUUACCCUUGUCGAACUAGCUACCGGUGUUUUCCCAUAUCCUGGCUGUGAAUCGGACUUUGAGGUCCUGUCUAGAGUGCUUCAGGAUGAACCACCUAGUUUGCCUGAAGAUCAGGACUUCUCACCUCACUUUCGGGAUUUUGUUAAAUCCUGCCUUUCUAAAGACUAUAGAGUAAGACCUAAGUAUAGGAAACUUUUGGAACAUGCUUUUUUAAGAAAGUACAUGGAAGAAACUGUUGACGUCGCUUCAUGGUAUGCAAGGUGUACACCAGUCUCUCCAUCCCCGAUACAUAGAACUGGAAGUCAGGGCCAUCAGAGAUCACUCUCUGAUGUUUCCUCUGCUGCAGGGUCAACCAGUGCACCAUCAAAUUUUGCAAAUUACAGGUUAAAUUCACCUUUAUUGGGGAGAAGGCAGAAUAUAAAUGGAUAUAUUGACAGCGGUGGAGGUGGUUAUGAUAGAGGGGGUGGAGGAGGUGGAAGCACUUCUCCUCUCAUACUCCAACGGUUUUAUCAUCAACAAGCACAUCGCCAUCGGUCAACUUCGGUGUCACCUUGUCGUCAAUUGAGCUACAACGGAAUGAAAAACACGGAUGAAACACCGCCCUCCUCCGCAGGGACACGGAGAAAACUCUCUUCCUAUCUGCGCAUGCGACUCGGUGGUUGCGGCGGCGGUUCGGCGAGCUCUAGCAGCGACACCGGACCUGAACCUCCCCCGAGGGUCAAUAGGACUGCGUCGCCUUUACUGACGCGACGGAACCAUUUAGAAGCAGAUUUAACUUCAUCUCCAAUUUUAACCAGGAGAUACGUGUCUCCAUCACCUCCGCAACCUCCCCCACGUCGACUCUCAGAGAGCAUGUCCAUGCCAGGGUCACCGCAUCACACCCGGCUGGCCAUUUUCACACCGCAGCCUUUACGGCGAAUGGCCCAACAGGGUCCACCGGCACAGAACUGAUCUGUCCGUCAGCACCAGUAACAUUCCAUCAUUUGGAGGAUCACACCAUUUGAAUCGCCUUAAACCAAUCACAUUAGAAGUCAAGCCUUUUUAAGUCACCUAGGGAUCUCUGACACAAUUUAAAAAAAAAAUAUUGUUUUUAUAAAGACAUGGAUAUUUAUUAAAAUACUCAGCUCAUUUUUUUAAUAAUAGAUAUU